UUGCUCACUCACCGCUAUCAACCCCACUCCCCACCCAGCUCCUCCUCAUCCCUCAUCCACAUAAUCGGAGUUCAGAAGGAUGUGCCUUUUCACACCACUCUCAACUCAGUUGCAACUGCAAGCACACUGAUGGACUGGACUCUGCAUGUACUCCUGCUGGGCCUGCUACUGCCAGGGUUGCAGGCCUUUAAGCCUUUACUGGGAAACUCCAUCACCCACCGGGAGAUAACUAAGAUGGCCAUCCUGCGCAAAACCACAGAGGUCUGUCAAGCAUUGGCCAUCGCUGAGGGGAGAGAUUUCCGCAUUCCUACCGGUAGACUGUCUGCAUCUAAAGUGCAGAGAGCCUGCUCACACAACGACGGCUCCCUGGAGUCUGCUGUCAAUUUCAAGGCCUCCAUCAUGACAAUAUACUUGAGCAAUGCAGAAGUGGAUGUCAUUUACCGUCUGAGUGAUCGGCACCACUUCAAAGGGGAGGACUUCACAGGCAGCCGGGCCCUCAUCACAGAUGGCAUGGCCAGCAUAAAGGCCAAUGUCUGGAAGGAGAACUUUAUCUCAGCAAGAUUUACUCUGGGGAAGAUCUGCCACACCCUGCAGGAUUUCUAUAGUAACAGUAACUGGAUUGAACUGGAAAACAAGCAUCCAAACACCAACCUGAUCCGACCAGAUGAAAUCGGAGCAGGGAAGUGCAGUCAUGGUGGGUUUUUUGACUGUACUAGUCAGCCAGACCCAAUUGCCGGGAUCAACAAGGAUGACGACGGAGCAGAUCAUGGACACCUGCAUCGCGCUGCUGCUGCGAUGGCUGUGGACGCCACCAUGGAGCUGUUGGAGGACAUCCGGGGUGCUGCCGGGGAGAAAAACUUCCUCCGGCUUAUGGGUAUCACUCAUUCCUCUGUGCUAUGUUUUGUGAUUGACACUACGGGCAGCAUGUCUGAUGACAUUGAGGAGGCAAAGAGGGUGUCAUUUUCAAUCAUCGACAGUAAGAAAGGCACUCAAGAUGAGCCAUCCUCCUACAUCCUGGUGCCCUUUAAUGACCCAGGAGUUGGACCUCUGACUCGGACAAGAAACUCUGACAUCUUUAAGCAGAGGAUCGAUGCUCUAAGUGCAACUGGUGGGGGUGACACGCCAGAGAUGAGUCUAUCAGGACUGCUGCUGGCACUCAGCAGUGCCCCUGCAUCCUCUGAGAUUUUUGUGUUCACCGAUGCCCCGGCCAAAGAUGUUUACCUGAAGAGCACAGUCAUUGCUCUGAUUGAGAGCACCAAGUCAGUUGUGACCUUCUUUUUGACGAAUCCUCUCUUUGGUCGGCGUCGAAGGGACACUAAUAGUAAGAGUCGCCUGUACCAGGAAUUGGCCGAGGCAUCUGGGGGGCAGGCCAUAGUGAUCACCAAGGACAUGCUGGACCAAGCCACUGACAUCAUUGUGGACUCCUCUACCACAGGCCUGGUGACAGUUCUCCACGUGGUGAGGAAUCCAGGAGGAACAGAUUAUUUCAGCUUUACAGUAGAUGCAUCCAUGAGGAACAUUACCACAUACCUCACAGGCAGCUCUCUCACCUUCAGUUUCACCAGCCCCUCAGGUGUGUCUCAGAGCAGUUCUGCUUCAGACGGGCCCCUGGGUACAAUAAAGGUAGUAGGGAACCUGCACACGAUUCGCUUGGACACCCAAACCGGAUUAUGGGAAAUCAGAGUCACCUCAACACAACCAUACACUCUGAAGGUCACAGGGCGAAGCAGUAUAGAUUUUGUCUACAACAUUGUAGAGGACCUUGUGGGGUCAGGAAGUGAUUUCACCUUGAAAGAGGGUCGUCUCCGAGCAGGUGGGAGUGGCACCUUGUUGCUGUCUGUGGUGGGUGGGGAUUCCCUCACAGUGACAGAGGUGUCCCUGGUGGAGAUAUCUGGUUUGAGGGUGGAAAACAGCACCUUGAAGCCAUUGGGAGAAGGGGAUUAUCUGGUGUCUGUGGAGAAGGUCCCGGAUGAAAGUUUUGUUAUUCUGUUGAAGGGGGUGGAUGGGAUGCACCGGUCCCCCCAAAACAGCUUCCAGAGGCAGUCCAACACCCAGCUGAAGGCUUCCAGCCUGACUCUCACAGCCUUGACUAAUGGCACCAUGGAGCCUGGGGUGCAAUUCACUGUUCCUUUCACUGUGCGGUCUAAUGGGACGGCGGGAAGUUACACCAUCCGCUCCCGAGACGACAGGGGAUUCAUCACCUCUGCACCAUCCAGCCUGCUUUUGGAUAGCGGGAGAAGUGCUCAGGGGUCAGUACAGCUCAAGGCUCCUGGCAGUACACCCUCAGGCACAGACGUCACACUCACUAUUGAGGCUGAGUCCCCCAGUGGCGGCGACUCCAACUAUGUGGUGCUCCGCCUCACUGUCCUCAACCAGGUGACAGACUUCAGCCGACCUGUGUGCCAGGUAGAGAGCGUGAGCAGCAACUGCUCCAUGAACUGCAGCGAAUCGAGGUGGGAGCUUUCCGCCAACCUGACGGAUGGGAACGGGACAGGCAUCCAAAGAGUGUCAUUGCGCUUGGGGGAUGGCACCCUUGACACCACCACCUCCCUGGGGGAGGGGGGCGUCAACAUCACCAUUGCAACAUACAAUGCCUCCUGCUGCUCGCCAAAUGUAGAGUUAGUGGCGGUGGAUGCCGUGGGCAAUGUGGGCACAUGCUUCCAUUCCAUCAGAGCCAUACCAACCCCUGCCCCCAGCAGUGCUACUGCCCCCAGCAGUGCUACUGCCCCCAGCAGUGCUACUGCCCUCAGGAGUGCUACUGCCCUCAGGGUGCUGCUCCUCCUCAUUUCCCCUGCCCUCCUGGCUGGCCUUCAGGCUUGAAUCACACGCAGCAGCUCUCACAAUGAGGCUAGUAACCUGUGGGCACUCCUUAGAUGGCAAAUUAUCUUCAUAUCUUCUUUGCUUUUAUUUUUUUUGAAAUUAUUUUAUGCUACAUUAUGCUGGAAAAUAAAAACAAUUAGUUGGUCAGCCAUAUUGAAUGUUAUAGCUUGUGGCAUUGCUGUGAUGUUUGUCAAGAGGGCAUUAUGAUUAGGCAGAUGAAUAGUAUCACAAAUUAAAACUUUCCUCUUUCAUGUGCAAGAUUUUAUGAACAAGAUAUUUGAUCGUAUUUGUUUAUCAAUAUGCGACUUAAUCGUGCAAAUAAAUCACAGCCAGGGUGUAAAGGCCACACUCCACUAGACCGCAUUCAGACUGCAAUCCCCUAGACCACACUCCCCAACACUGUACUCCAUCUGACUGGACCCCACUCAGCCAUGUCAAUAAUCUGUUCAAAACAUCUGAAAAUUACUGCUUGCAUUCAACUUCACUAUCCACUUUCACUGCCAAAUGCUUAAUGCAUGCUUAUUUGUACAUGGUGAAACCAAAUUGUACAUUAUAUCAAUAAACUUUAAUAAAAUAAUCUUUUAAAUGUUUGCAGCA
This is a messenger RNA of Conger conger (European conger), 3417 nucleotides long. RefSeq names its product von Willebrand factor A domain-containing protein 7-like. The coding region runs from base 130 to 2820 and encodes 896 amino acids. The record is from RefSeq and is a predicted model, not a curated record. NCBI's taxonomy places the organism in Eukaryota, Metazoa, Chordata, Actinopteri, Anguilliformes, Congridae. The transcript has 16 exons.